GUGAAGGUCAGAGCGGAGGAUACCACUGGGUCAACAAAACACCAGUAACCAAGGACAGGACGUACUGGUGUUGAUGCUGCAGGAGGGAAUUGUCCACAACCUGCACCGUGCUAAACCUCAAAGUGACAGGGAGCCGUCAUCUGACUGCAGCGUGACUUCACAUGAAUUUGCAUGGAUUUGGGAGAGAAGAGCACAAGAUGUACCCCCGGUGCCCCCGCCCCGGAGCCCGAGGAGGGGCGGCCUCUGCGCGGUAUAAACACGCACAGCGCGCCGGACUGCAGCUUCCCCUCAGCCCAUCACGCACUGUCCAUGACCGGACUGUGAAACACAUCUGCAGAAUCAGAGGCAUCUGGAGACUGGAGUUUGUUCUCUCAUCAGGAAACACUCAUCGUUAUUAGCAGCCAUGCGCAUCAAUAAAUCCAAAGUAGCCGUUGGAUUUAUAGUGACUGGGGCGCUGACGGUGCUCUUUGGAGCGGUUCUUCUCUUUGUGGGACCAGCGGUGAUGAAGGACCAAAUAAUUAAAAACACUGUGAUCAACCCAAAGAACGAGCUGUCCUACACCAUGUGGAAGGACGUCCCCGUGCCCUUCUUCAUGUCCGUCUACUUCUUCAAUGUCCUCAACCCCAAGGAGAUCCUGAAAGGAGAAAAGCCCAUGGUGGAGCAGCGAGGACCUUAUGUGUACAGAAAACGUAUUCAGAAAGAAAACAUCACGUUUCAUCCCAACGACACAGUUUCAUACAGGGAAUACAGGACAUACUUCUUCGAGCCGUCCAUGUCUGCCGGGAACGAGUCCGAUGUCGUCACCAUACCAAAUAUGCUGGUGCUGGGAGCAGCAGUGAUGAUGGAAAACCUGCCCUUCGCACUGCGUUUAAUGAUCAGUGCAACCUUCAAGAGUUUCAACGAGGGGCCCUUCCUGACCAAGACCGUAGGGGAGCUGAUGUGGGGGUAUGACAGCGGACUGGUCGAUUUCCUUAAUAAAUACCUGCCCGGCAUGCUGCCCUCAUCGGGGAAGUUUGGCCUUUUUGCAGAGUUCAACAACUCCAACACCGGUCUGUUCACCAUCUUCACCGGACAAGACGACAUCAGGAAAGUUCAUAAGGUCGAUUCCUGGAAUGGUCUGACAAAGCUGAGCUACUGGGGCACUCCUCAGUGUAACAUGAUCAAUGGAACAGCUGGCCAGAUGUGGCCUCCCUUCAUGACAACAGAGAGCACUUUGCCUUUCUACAGCCCUGACGCCUGCAGAUCCAUGGAGCUUGUUUACCAGCGUCCUGGUAAGAUGAAGGGCAUCCCUCUAUAUCGAUAUGUCGCCCCCAAGACCCUGUUUGCCAACGGGACAGAUUACGCCCCCAAUGAAGGCUUCUGCCCCUGCAGACAGUCUGGCCUGCUGAACGUCAGCAGCUGUCGCCACAACUCUCCAGUUUUCAUCUCUCAUCCUCAUUUCUACAACGCUGAUCCUGUGCUGCUGGACUACGUCCAGGGCCUCCACCCCAACGAGGAAGAGCAUGGCCUCUUCAUAGACAUUCACCCACAAACCGGGGUCCCUCUGAAUGUGUCCAUCCGUCUGCAGCUCAAUCUCUACAUGAAGAGAGUGUCAGGAAUUACAGAAACUGGCAAGAUUUCUGAGGUGGUGAUGCCCAUGAUCUGGUUUGAGGAGAGCGGGUACAUCGACGGCCCCGUCCUCACCACCUUCCACACUAACCUGGUUGUCCUUCCCGCCGUGAUGGAGUACAUGCAGUACGGCUUCAUUGCGCUCGGCCUGGCUACGAUUAUAGUCGCCGCCGUGGUGCAUCGUAAAUUGAAGAGGUCUCAUAGAGAAGCGACAGUGAGCUCCACAGUGGUGGAAAACCCCGGGGCCUCCGGUAAAGAGCCGGUAAAAGGCUCACAUGGCCACGACGCGCAGGAGAAAUAUAUCAUAAAUAAUUCAGAGAAAUAAAUGUGAAAGUGGCACCGCACCAGAUGCAACCGCAAGCACUUCAACCGGAGAGAAAGACCCACUACUACGAGAUGAAAUGGACUGACACACACACACACACGCGCGCGCACACACACAGUGAUGUUGUGGACUCACUGGCGACCAACAUCACUCCAGUAUCUUGAACUGAGACAUGCUCCGCCAUGUUUUACUUUACUGUAAAGUCGAUGAAACUCUGGGCCGGAGACUCAUGCACACUUUGUUAAGUGUGUUUGUGUCGAGGCUGUCGGAGCUGAGACCUUUGGCCUCUGAAGGCAGAACGAGUGAAGAUGCUUCUGUCACUGAAAAACACUUCUUUUUUUUGUACAAUGAACUUUCAAAAAAAAAAAAAAACUAUUCGAAUUUCCAUGUGACAUUUGUGAACGUGUCCUCAGGCUCAGCUCAGCUGAUCUGAAUCAUUUUCCACUUUUAUCACUCCAUCAGGAGGAAGAGUAGAUGAUGAGAGGGGACCAUUUCAGAGUCUGAUUAACCUCAGUGUUCUUGUGUUUCAGGGAUUUCAAAGAUCACAAACUGAAUUUGUUAUUGAGACUCGAGCAGAGUUUAAAACGCUGCGCUGACAAUCAGUGAGUCGAGCAGAGCAGACGCGCUCCUGUUUGUACACUACUGUCCUCUGUAAAGGUGUGAAUGUGUUUCUGUAAACUGAUGUGAGUGAUGGCGCUUGGCGUCAGACGUGCCUUUAUUAUGAAUAAGUGAAUGGAUUAAGAGAAACUUUGGGAUAAUAAAUGUGCCUUUGUUUGAAA
This is a messenger RNA of Toxotes jaculatrix (banded archerfish), 2712 nucleotides long. It is a transcript of the gene scarb1, whose product is annotated as scavenger receptor class B, member 1. Gene Ontology annotation, cellular component: caveola; cytoplasm. Gene Ontology annotation, biological process: recognition of apoptotic cell; cholesterol efflux; plasma lipoprotein particle clearance. Lineage: Eukaryota; Metazoa; Chordata; Actinopteri; Toxotidae. The record is from RefSeq and is a predicted model, not a curated record. Gene Ontology annotation, molecular function: low-density lipoprotein particle binding; scavenger receptor activity; lipid binding. The transcript is spliced from 16 exons. The coding region runs from base 404 to 1933 and encodes 509 amino acids.